AGAUAACCGAAGAUAUUAAUAUCAAAGCUUUGGUUAAUGAUGCAAUUUCAUUUAUGUUGUUAGGCCCAGACAUAGUUCCCAAAUUUACAGUGAUAAUACCCGAUGUCUUUUUUAUUCGAUUCACAGUCCCUUCUUGAUAGAUAAACAUAACAGAACAGUUCUGCACCCGAAACCCCGCCAUGAUAAUUCCAUCAGUUCAUAAUAAAUCCAGCUACAAACAAAAGACUAAAUUCCUGUGUGCUUUAGCCUAAUUUUGCUUAGAUUUCCACUCCAUCUAGGCCCUUUACAAGAAAGGUACUUUAUAAACAUCAACAGAACGAUAAAAAUAAAACAUCGUGCAACUCCAGUUUCAUCCAAGCGAGUGAAGCUGCGAGAAGCAAGAUAUGAAACCAGUAUUUCGCGGCAAAAUGGAAGCAACUGCGCAUGCUCUAUUAAAACACUUUUCUCUGAUUGGAUUUAAACUUUGAGCGACAAACAAAAGGAAAGGCAAUAGCCGUUUCAGCUCGUAUCCCCAACAAGAAAUGACAGAUGAAUUUAGCGAUUAAUCAUAUCGCGCUUGAUUUCUUUAAUUACAAGUCAAUAGAAAGCAAAAACUCUCAGGCUUUCUAAUACGUUGCCAGAUAAAUAAACUGAAUUUGAUUCCAUUCUGCAUGUUUUUUAGUUACCUUCAGAUUUCAAUGUUUAUAAACAACUAAGACUUUAAACAAGUCAUUAAAGAAGUCAAUUGAAGCUUUAUUUGAUUUAAAUUGAAAUGGAAAUGUAAAGAAACGUUAAUUAAAAUGGGAAUUGAUUGAUAGCACUUUCGUUUUUCGCAUCGUAAUUUCAGAGGAUUGCAACUAAAAGGACAAGAAAAGCAUCAAGACAAGAAAGUAUAUUUUGAUUGGCAAAAGGAAGAAAUUUCAAAGAUAAAGAUGGUACGAGGAAAUGAAGUGGUAAGUCGCUGUCUCUCGUUGGUCCCAAACAAUCCAGAGAACCCGAAUACAACAAUUGCUGGAGCCAUUUUGAUUAUAUUUGCCUUUUUUAAUAUCCUGUCAAACUCCCUUUUGAUUUUCGCAUUGUACAAAUCGAAGCAGUUACGGACAUUUUCGAACAAAUUUAUUCUGAUAAUGACAGUGUCAGAUUUUUGCUUGGGAAUUUUUGCACAGUCUGUGACGGGAGCAUUCUGGAUAUCAAGUAGACAAAGAAACUGCCUUGAGCUCAAAUCUUUUCAUUUUAUGGUGAUUUUUUUGGGAUAUAUUUCGGUCUUAAUGAUACUUCUCAUCUCGGUUGAUCGGUACCUUCACGUUACAAAGCCGAUUCGAUAUCAGACAAUGAUGAACAAUAAUCGGAUGACCCUAUUGGUUGUAUCUUGUUUUAUUAGUGGACUUAUUGCUGCCACAAUUAGCGUAGUAUGGGAGUCCUUCUACCGGCAGUUGACCAUCGUGAUUUUUAACUUUAUGCUUAUGACUGUUUUUCUCAUUCUGAAUACAAGAACAUUAAAAACUCUUGAGAGACACCACAAAAAUGCAGUCUUCCGAUUUCAACCUGGCAAUCGAAAAGAAGUGCUCAAUUUUCGAACAGAACGUCUAGCUGCAGUGAAAACAAUUCGUUUGGUUUUGGGUUUAUUUCUUAUCGGUUACACCCCUUACAACAUUUGUUCAGUUUUCUGGGCGUAUCAUGGAUUCAAAAGAAAUUCUGCUGCCGGAGUUCUGCUGGAGACAACUUACAUAUGGAGUAGUGUAAUUGCCGCUAGUAUCAGUUUUCUUAAUUCAUUGAUUUUUAUGCAUGGUAACACAAAAUGUCGCAGAGUUGUAAGAUCACUUUUCUGUAAGAGUAGCGAAGCUCCUGAGUGAAAUAAAAUAUUUAAAUUCUUAGGCAUGGAGACUGAAUCUGGGAGUAUUGCAGCAGCUUUGCUAAUCAGGGCAAGUUUAAAGCAUUUCAGGCUCCUUUCGGCAGUUCUUUCUCAAUGAACGAGAUUAGUCAGGCAAGAUCCAGACUGACCCUCCCUGAUCAUUCGCACGGCCAUCAUUAUAUUGACGACUAUUUCAAAGGUAUGCUAGAAAAUCAUAAUCAACUUUCGAAAUAAGUAACUAGCUGCGCUUAAAAUACUUCGUUUAGUUAUGGA
Rhopilema esculentum is the source of this 2104-nucleotide messenger RNA. Lineage: Eukaryota; Metazoa; Cnidaria; Scyphozoa; Rhizostomeae; Rhizostomatidae. The record is from RefSeq and is a predicted model, not a curated record.